Messenger RNA from Arctia plantaginis, 2517 nucleotides. Lineage: Eukaryota; Metazoa; Arthropoda; Insecta; Lepidoptera; Erebidae. The record is from the annotation of a GenBank genome assembly.
AUGGAUCAACAAGAAACCAGUCUUGGAAAAUUAUUACUGGACACGCCCGCUUUUGCCGACUGCAUAUUUCAUUCCGUUGCUAAUAUAAGCCAUCUUAACACUUCUACUCAGAUAUUCCUCAUCAAACUUGCAACUUUUCUCUUCAAAAGUGAACUACUCUUUAUGAAAAUACAAAUUCAAGGGUUUCAAAAUUCCUCUCUUAAAUUUUUUCUUCUGAAUAAUUUGAAUAGUAAUUCACCAGCUGCUCUGCAUUUAGCAUGUAUUGAAUUAUUUACAAUGCUAAUUGUACACCGCUCUGGCGUUAACUUUCUUCUAGAACAUAAGAUAUGGCAAGUGAUACUAUACCCAGACGUUCACCGUAGGCCAAAACCAAUUUCAGUAGCCACCUAUAAUUUUAUAACGAAACUUGUUUGGAAACUACAUGAAUACAAUUCAGAAAUGGAAUUAAUUGAAGUGCUUGACCACACAGUAAAGCCAAUUCUCAGGAGUGAAUAUUUAUACGUGCCCGUCCUUGAUACAGAAAGUGACAAAAAGUUUGCGGAUAAAAUAUAUGCACAGCUGAACGCACUAUUGGCUGUGAUGAGCGAUGUUGACAAUUACGCACCAGUUAACAAUGUAAUGCUUUUAUUAAGAGACUACUUUCUAAUAGACCAGGUGAUAUACGGGAUCUUUGAAGGAACAAAAAACAAAGAUCUGCUUAAAUUAAUUAACGCUUUUUUAUGUCGAUAUUCAUAUGGACUCUUGCGACAUCUACUGUUCGACAAGGAAAUACAUGAAUUUUGUAAUAAGGUGACCGCUUCACAUCGUAACUAUGUAGUUUUUGCAAUAAAAAAGCGGGAAUCAUUUAUAGUCAUAGACUACAUAAUCCAGUAUAAUAUAAUGUGGUCAGGCAUCGAAAAACUACAUGGAAAUAAAUUUGACUUUCCUCUAACAUUUGAACAAAAUGAGGAGACAGGCAUAAGUUUCAGUAACAAAAUCACAAUUCAUUCCUUGAAAGAGUUACUGAGAUUAAAGGACCAUUUAAAUCCAUCGCAGACUGGAACCUUAUUCCAGAGCCUCCAUUACUUGUUAGAGGUGUUUAUAUCAUGUGACGAAGCGGGGCAACUAGUUUUGAUCGAAAGUCCUAUGGAUCCCGAGGAUUUGACAAUGCUUACGCACUUGUUGAACGCGCUGAAGAUGAUGUUAAAGGAGUAUAACAUAUCAUGGUAUGAGAAUGUUGAGAUUGUUUCUAUUCAAGCAGAUCUACUAAAUUUGCUAAAACAAACAUUCUUGACGACGAAGCAUGUGGUGCAAGUUUUAGAUAUGUUAGAUAUUUGUAUGCAAAAGUUCCUAUCGCCAAGUAUGACACUUCUAGUCGACAUUAACUCUACGCCAAGUAACACGCUCAAUGAAAUUGGAAAAGUCAUCUUGUUAUACACACAACAUGAAGAUUGGGAAGUGCGGGACUCUGCACUCAAUUUGCUAAAAAGUUGUACAGAAAUAGCAUUUGUUAAAUACAAUCCUUUACAAAAAGUUAUAAAGGCGAACAACCUGAUCAUUAUUGCGGCCAAGGCGGCUCUCACCGACACGGAGUUUUAUCCUCAAUGUACCGCUCUCAGAUGCCUUGCAGCAGCAAUUAAGAUCAACAGUAUAUGGCAGGAAGUGUUAAUUACUGAUCCAUAUUUUUAUUACCAUCUGGUAUACAUACUAAAAAACCAUGAAGACGGGAUGGUGAGAACCGAAGCUGCAAAAGUAUUAACAGCAGUCUAUGCGAACCAAAAAUUCGAACCGAGAUGUCAAAGUAAAUUGUACGAAAACAUGAUGUAUGUAGCUAUAGAUGAUUUGCAUUGGGAAGUCCAACUCGCCGCUCUUUAUUUUUGGAAGCAAGCCAUUCAACAACAUUUCACUAACAGAGGAAUGUUAGACGGGAAAUUCCCUUCGGUAACUUUUUCUAAAGAGAAAAGAAAAAUUAUAGUAUUAAAUGAUAGAGAAAUACAAAGGCAAUUGACUGGAAUCAUGAACAACCUGGCCGAUAUAGGUUGUCUCACAGUUCUUUCAGAGUGUAUGAAUGUCUUACAUAACACUAUGGUAAUGGAACAAGCUUACUGCAUAGCUAAAGAAUUAAUAGAAAAGCUGGAUGAAAAUAAGUUUGAGAAAAUGAUUGAAAGUGUGGCAUCCCAGCCAGAUGAAACGCCAUCUACAUGCACAGAUAAAGUUAUAUACAAAUCAAUGGACGUAACUUACGAAACGAGUGAACAAGAAAGAGAUACAGUGAUAGAUGAUAUUUUAAAAGAGAAUCAAGGAGACCUUAUUAUGAAACUAUAUGAUAAUUAUGAUGAAAUAAAAAGUGAAAAAAUGGACAUAGAUGCGGGAUAUUGUCCGCGAAAAUCAUUGAUAGGUCCAAAUCAGUUUCUUGAAUCAUUUAGAAGUAUUGAUUAUUCUUCUAUGAUAGAGGGUAAAAAGAAAUUUAACUCUGAUUGUGUCAAUAGCUUUGACGGACUAUUAGACGAAAUGUUAAGUUUAGUUGGUAUUAAUUGA